Molecule: messenger RNA, 867 nt
Organism: Plenodomus lingam JN3
Lineage: Eukaryota; Fungi; Ascomycota; Dothideomycetes; Pleosporales; Leptosphaeriaceae
Biological process (GO): SRP-dependent cotranslational protein targeting to membrane
Cellular component (GO): signal recognition particle, endoplasmic reticulum targeting
Molecular function (GO): signal recognition particle binding; 7S RNA binding; endoplasmic reticulum signal sequence receptor activity
Source: RefSeq, a predicted model, not a curated record
AUGCAGGACCUCCGAGUGACAAGCCUCGCAGUCAACUACAACCUCAUCUCGUGGCGCAUUGGCCGGAACAGAGUCCUCAUCGGCUCCGACGACGGACUGUCAUUCCCCGCCAAUCCCCCACACAAGCCACGGCGGCCACGCAAGGACGGCAAGGAGUGGACCGAGCGAGAGGAACCUACGGGUCGCAAGCUUGCGAGAUUGAGGGAACGUAUUGCUCUCUACGAUGCAAUACUACAGAGCAUCGACUCUAUCAAGGAACUCCGAGGUGCUGUGCGGGACACCGCCUUCAUCGCCGAAUUAGAUGGCCAGCGCGCAUACUUCCAGGCACUCAAGUGCUUAAAUCUCUCGCAUUCCUAUGCCUUUUUGAACACCCCAAAGCAGGCACUGGCGCUAUGUAAUCGUGCAUUAUCACUGUCAGCACAAGCCACAUCUGCUCCCGGGACCUCUCCUCCAUCCGCCUCCUCAGCAACCAAGCUACACGUCUCCACAGAGCAAGCGCAGAAUUUACAAAAGCACCUCGAGAACCUCAACUCGCAUUACCGCGGCGUAGUCGCGCUCUCCCAACUCAUCGCCAGUUCAGCAACCGCCAACAAAACUGGACCCACAAAUGCAGCGCCCGUCGUCGAGCGCCUCAACGAGUACCCAGCGUCCGGAUCCGUGGAGCUCAAGAACCUUGUCACUUGGCCGCCGAAACUCAAGCCUGUUCCCGUUAAGCCGCUGUUCUUGGACGUAGCUUGGAACUACGUCGAGUAUCCUGGUCGUGCCCCUGCUGUACAGAAGCCGGAGCCUGAGCCGGCGGCGGCGGUGGAAGAGCAGAAGGCUGAACGGCCACAGCAAAAGAAGGGCUGGUUCUCGUUUGGAAGGUAG